AUGGGAAAAUCGAUCGGUGCAAGGAGGUGUCAAAAUCAAGGUAAAAUCGACAGGUGCAAGGAGGUGUCAAUUCAAGGGAAAAUCGACCAGUGCAAGGAGAUGUCAAUUCAAGGGAAAAUCAAACUAGACCGACCGGAAAAUGAAGAUUUUCCUCCAUCUACUUCGGCGGUGAAUGAAAAUGUCGCUUCUAGAUCUCUGGUUGUUAACGAGGAAGAAAAUUCUUCUGUGCAAGAAGGUGUCAAUUCAAGGGAAAAUCGGCCAGUGCAAGGAGGUGUCAAUUCAAGGGAAAAUCGGUCAGUGCAAGGAGGUGUCAAUUCAAGGGAAAAUCGACCAGUACAAGGAGGUGUCAAUUUAAGGGAAAAUCGACAUGUGCAAGGAGGUGUCUUCAAAGGAAUAUCGACCAGUGCAAUGAGGUGUCAUUUCAAGGGAAAAUCGACCGGUGCAAGGAGGUCAGGUGUCAAUUCAAGGGAAAAUCGACCGGUGCAAGGAGGUGUCAAUUCAAGGGAAAAUCAACCGGUGCAAGGUGGUGUCAAAUUCAAUAGUGUCAAAUUCAAGGGAAAAUCGACCAGUGCAAGAAGGUGUCAAUUCAAGGGAAAAUCUACCGGUGCAAGGAGAUGUCAAUUCAAGGGAAAAUCAACCUAG
Messenger RNA from Lycium barbarum (goji berry), 642 nucleotides. RefSeq lists its product as uncharacterized. The record is from RefSeq and is a predicted model, not a curated record. Lineage: Eukaryota; Viridiplantae; Streptophyta; Magnoliopsida; Solanales; Solanaceae. Bases 1 to 642 code for a protein of 213 amino acids. The transcript has 3 exons.